AUGUUUAUUUUUUAUUUAUUUGCAAUAGCCAAAUUUCAAAGGAUCACACAACCUUAAUUAACAAGAAUAAAUGAGCAUAUAUAAUAUACAGAAUAUAGUCCUAAUGUUGGAUAAACAUUAUUAUUACAAUAUAAUAGGUGAGAAUAGUAUAUAUAUCUAUAAUCUAGUUAUCCUGGAGUUUAUGAAAUGAAGUUGAAUAAAGUAAUAGAUGAUGAGGCUAUUGAAAUGAUGCCUAAUACAACACUUGAUCCAUUUACAUUACCUGAUUGUUAUCCAUAUGCAAGAAGAUUGGUAUAUUAAGAUCUCUUUAUGGAAACAUUUUAAUCAAAUUCUACUAAUGCAUUCUUUACAGCUCUUUAUAUUGAAAAUAAUUAAGUAUUUGCUACUAGAAGUGAUAAUCAUUUAAUUAUUAUGGAAAUUGAUUUUGAUGGUGAUAUUAUUAAAAAUUUCACAUAAGUAAAAAUCAUUAAGAUACCAUCUAUUAAACCAGAUAGUGAUUCACAUUAGAUUGUAUGUAAUUCUAAUAGUUGUAUUAUAUUUACAUUGUAUGAUACAUUUAUGGUGAAUACAGUGAGUGAUGAAUUUAUUCAGUUAAAUUUGAAUAAAAAAUAAACACCAUAACAUAUUCAUUAUUGUUCAAAAUUAUAAACUCUCUAUGCCGCUUAUGGUAGAGAAGGUAUUGAUGUUUAUUUAUUUGAUAAAUAAAAUACAUUCUAAUAUUUAAUAAGUUUAAAUCUUAUUGGAAAUUUUUUGGAAGUAUUAACAAAUGAAGAAAGUACUCAACUUUAUUUGUUAAAUGCUGAUGUUGGAUUAUUAAUUUUUGAAAUAUUUUCAGUCAAUCAAUAUGAAGAUACUGGUAUCAUUAUCUAUUUAAAAAAUAUUGUUUCUUUUGAUUUCUAUUAAAAGACAUUUAUUUUAGUAGCAAAUACUGAUUAAGGUGAUCCCUAUGCUAUUGAAGUAUUUCUAUAAGAUAAUGAUUAUUACUUUAAUAGAAUCUAUUCAAAAGAUAUGGAUAUCUUUGAUGUUUAUAUGGGUGAACAUUAUGCCAUUUUGAUUGGUUAAGAAAUUCAUAGAGUAAUCUAUCAUUCAAUUUAUAAUAAAUAUUUAAAUAAAAUUGAUGUUCCAUUAUAUUUUGAAGAUUUUGAUUUACAAAAUGUAGAAGAAUUUAGAGUUAAGACUUCAAAAUUAUAUAAUUAAAAUGCCUUAGAUUUUGAACCAUUUUAGAAAGCUACAAUUUAUUAUAAAUAAGCAUUUAUGGUUGGUAUAUCUGAUAAUGAAAUCAAUAUCUUUGCUAUUAAGAGUGUUUUCCCUUGGUUGUAAUGUAGACCAUAAUCAACUGAUGUCACAGUAAUUUAAAUUAUAUUUCUUAGCAUUAUGCCUUAAUUAUGAAUUCUACAUAAUGUAGUACCAAAGAAUCUGAUAAUGAUUAUUCUCCAUUUUCAUAAUGUGUCAUUUAUCAUAAUUUUACUAUAACUGGUAAAGAAAUUCUCUUUUUCGAAGAAGAUGAAACUUUAGUAAUUGCUCUUGGUAGUGUUUUAGGGUAUUAAUUCUAAAUUAUAUUUAAUAGUGGUUUAAUAAUAUUGUUAUUGACUGUUUUAUUGAUAUGUAGAAAAAUACUACAUUAAAGAUUGAAGAAUUAUACAAUAAUGAAUGAAGUUCCUGUUAAAGUAGAAGACAUUCCAUUAGAACCAAUGGCUGGUGAAGACGCACUUGUGUCAUGA
Messenger RNA from Paramecium pentaurelia, 1721 nucleotides. The record is from the annotation of a GenBank genome assembly. NCBI's taxonomy places the organism in Eukaryota, Ciliophora, Oligohymenophorea, Peniculida, Parameciidae.